AAUCCAACAUCUAUCGACAUGGUUCUCCAAUACGCUGCCCCUGAGAAAUUCCGAAAAGAGCUCGCCGAGACUGCUCGUGCUAUUGUUGCUCCUGGAAAGGGAAUUCUUGCUGCUGAUGAGUCCACUGGCACCAUUGGAAAGCGAUUUGGUCCUAUCAAGGUAGAGAAUGUUGAAGAGAACCGCAGAAUGUAUCGUGAGCUGCUCUUCACUGCUGGUGCUGAACUUUCCCAAUACCUCGGCGGUGCCAUUCUUUUCGAGGAAACUCUUUUCCAGAAAACUGCCGCCGGAAAGCCCUUUGCUGAGCUUCUCAAAGAGCACGGUAUUGCUGUUGGCAUUAAAGUUGACAAGGGUACUGUUGAACUGUCUGGAACUAAUGGCGAGACGACUACCACUGGUCUUGACGGCAUGGCAGAGCGUUGCCAGAAAUACUACCAGGCUGGUGCUCGGUUUGCCAAGUGGCGAUCUGUUCUCAAGAUCGGCCCAGGAAUGCCUUCAUAUCUGUCCGUGAUUGAAAAUGCCAACGUUCUUGCUCGCUACGCUUCCAUCUGCCAGCAAAACGGUCUUUGCCCUAUUGUUGAGCCUGAGAUCCUUAUGGAUGGUGAUCAUGAUCUUGAGACUGCCGUUGAGGCAGCCCAGACUGUUCUUGCAGCUGUCUACAAGGCUCUUGCCGAUCAUAAGGUUUUCCUCGAGGGUACACUGCUCAAGCCCAACAUGGUCUGCCCUGGUGCUGACUGCAAAACCAAGUACUCUCCCGCCGACAUUGCUCGUGCUACUGUCACUGUUCUCCGCCGCACUGUUCCUGCUGCUGUUCCUGGCAUCACUUUCCUCUCUGGUGGUCAAUCUGAGGAAGAAGCCACUGUUCACCUCAAUGAGAUGAACAAAGUCCCUGAAGUUCGUCCAUGGGCUCUUACUUUCUCUUAUGGCCGUGCUCUUCAAGCAACUGUUCUCAAGGUCUGGGCUGGAAAGACUGAAAACAUUCCUGCUGCACAAAAAGCUCUCCUUGUCCGUGCCAAGGCCAACUCUGAGGCUGCUCUUGGAAAAUACAAGGGCGAUGCUGCUGGCACUGGUGCUACUGAAAGCCUCUAUGUCAAGGACUACAAAUACUAAAUCAGCAUCUCAUCCUUUGUUUCACUAAACCCUUGCAUAAAGUGUCGAGUAAAAUGAUUUAGUUCAAUUCA
This is a messenger RNA of Batrachochytrium dendrobatidis JAM81, 1178 nucleotides long. RefSeq lists its product as uncharacterized. The record is from RefSeq and is a predicted model, not a curated record. Bases 19 to 1107 code for a protein of 362 amino acids. The transcript has 7 exons. Gene Ontology annotation, biological process: glycolytic process; fructose 1,6-bisphosphate metabolic process. NCBI's taxonomy places the organism in Eukaryota, Fungi, Chytridiomycota, Chytridiomycetes, Rhizophydiales. Gene Ontology annotation, molecular function: fructose-bisphosphate aldolase activity. Gene Ontology annotation, cellular component: cytosol.